Porites lobata is the source of this 8960-nucleotide messenger RNA. The record is from the annotation of a GenBank genome assembly. NCBI's taxonomy places the organism in Eukaryota, Metazoa, Cnidaria, Anthozoa, Scleractinia, Poritidae.
UGUGUUUACUUUACGUCACGCAUCGGUCCUCAGCUAUGCUCAACACAAUCGGCGGAGAAAUCGCGGGACGUCUCGUCUGCUGAGAAACCCAGGAACUAACUGGAAAUUACUUCCUCAGAUUGAGAGUUUCUGCUUUAUGAAGCUGCCCGCCUUCGGCAUUGCGGCUGAAGCGGGUAGAUUCGAACAUAAGGUUGCCCAAAAUAGGCUGCUCCGAAAGCACGGUUAUGGGCGGCUUGCAGUCAAAUAGAAAACCCUCUUACGAUGCGAACGGCGAAGGUAUUAGCAAGAAGUUAGUGGUUUUUUUGUGGAAGUCAAAAUACGAUUGUUGAAUUAUUUAUCUUUUCUUUUCAGUCAAUUUUGAUCAUUUCCAAAUACUCCGUGCUAUUGGAAAAGGAGCGUUUGGAAAGGUACGUACGUAAUGCUCGAUUUGCGGUGGAAAAAUUUGAUUUGUUUCAGCAAGUUGCGUUUGAUUUUAAUCGAUUUUUUUUCUUUAGGUCUGCAUCGUUCAGAAGAAGGACACUAAAGCCAUGUAUGCAAUGAAAUAUAUGAAUAAAUCUGCGUGUAUCAAAAAGGACGCUGUACGAAAUGUGCUUCGCGAGUUGGAGAUUCUCAAAUUCCUCGAGCACCCGUUCCUUGUCAAUUUAUGGUUUGCCUUUCAAGAUGAAGAAGAUAUGUUUAUGGUCGUAGAUCUACUGCUUGGUGGGGAUAUUCGGUAUCAUCUGCAGCAAGUAACCAAAUUUGACGAACCGAGAGUGAAGUUAUAUUUAUGCGAGCUUGGUUUAGCCCUUGGCUACUUGCGAAGCAAGAAAGUUAUUCACAGGUGAUCUUCUUCAGCUUAAACGAUUGUCGAAUUCAUACACUCUGUUUGUUUGCUUUUCUAUUUUAGCCGUUUUCUGACGAUCGCACAACACGAAAUGAAAUCAUUUUCUCUCUUUUCCAGGGAUUUAAAGCCGGAUAAUUUAUUGCUCGACGAGAAAGGUAUGGGGCAAGGUUAAAUUUUAUUGGUCUUGACUUAAUUACAUUGGUUCCUUUUCCUUCCUUUUUAACUUUGUUCCUCAUGGGUAAAAAGCCUUUGUUGUUUUCUGUGAGCGUUUCCGAGUGAACUAUGCUUGUAUUGGUCACCUAUACAAUGCCCGCAGCGCCGAGGCGCACAUCAGUGGUUUUACUAUUAAACUUGCAAUUCAGUCGGGAAAACAAGAAGUACAAAAGAAAUAUUUUUCACUAAUUUUCGGGAAACACAGUCCAAUUAUUUUGGUUAUGGAUAUGUUCGUUUGCCUAAAUCAUAGAACGUUGCUGGGACAACCACUUCAAUUUAGACUCACUCUGUUUACUUUUUUUCAAGGUCAUGUCCAUUUGACCGAUUUCAAUAUAGCGACAAUUUUGGAAGAUGGAAAAUUGGCAACUUCAAUGUCUGGAACAAAGCCAUAUAUGGGUAAGAACAGGGAAGUGGAAUUUAUUAGUUUUAGGACAUUAUUUGCAACUGUUCUUAAAAAUGAAGAAUGCUUGCAAAUAUGCAGCUGUCACUUUAUCAUAAGAGCUCCAUGAGGAGGCCUCCUACACCUAGGUGUGAGGCUCUGCCAGGGGGGGCUCCCAUGUCGCUGGUCUGAAUUUUAAAACAUCUCGUGUCGGUGUUUAUUAAUGCUUCACGUCGCUGUCGUAAAUUGAACGAAAAUUUUUUGUCUUUGUCGGAAUUUUAGAAAUUAAAAGGGGGAUAGCGAUGCGUUGUAAAGAAACCAUUACAGUUGUGCAAUUUCUCAGUUAACCUUUCGCGUAUAGAACACCUAUACAUCACCAUUCACAAUUAAGGGUGUGUUCCUUUCAGUGAAUCCAAAAACGGAUUUUUGAUCUUAAAAUGGAUUUCGCGUUCCUUUCGGCAAAUCCAAAUUCGGAUUUUUGAUCUGGUGAAUCCUUUUUGAAAAAGGAUUCACAUUGGAUUUGAAAUCCGAAGAAUCCGAAUCCAGAUUAACGGAUUAGUGAUCUACGCUGUUCCAUUCACAGUGGAUUCGAAAUUAGUCAGAUGAUCCAGCUGUAUCCCAGUUGAAGUAUUCCCGUAGAGUUUCCUAACUACUGCCAUUUGCCGUAAAACAUCUGAAAACACUAGAAGAUUGUUCAUAGUGGUACAGUGAAAACCCGCGAGUAAGAACCUGAAAAUUAAGAACCUGUUAGCCUAAAAUUUGCCGUUUAUAUCCCCUAUAAACAAGAACCUGUUUAGCCUAGAAAAUGAAAAAUAGGUUCUUAUUUUUUAAAAUCAUAUUAUUGAAAUGCAGCUGCAAAACUGUGCAAGAAUCCUGUUUGGAGAAUUAGGAACUUGGCAUUGCUGUGCAAAUAAACGUGCUAAUUUAUUGAUGUAAUAAAAGAAUAAAGUGCAAAAGGUUAAUGUCGUUGUAUCGCAUUUUGAAAUUGACAAAUAGGCUGAUUACCAUCUUGUUUUGUAGGUUGUUUUUUUUUUUAUAAUUUUUUUUUACAGAAAUAAGAACCUAUUUAAGAACCUAAACAGCCUAAAACUGUGUUAACUACCAUUUAAAUAAGAACCUGUUUAGGCUAACUCCAGAAAAUGUAGGUUCUUACUCGCGGGUUUUUACUGUACAGUAAAAUAUCCAUGUGUGGACCAUUUGUCGCUAAAGAUUGCUUAAAAACACAAAUAAGUAAAGGGACAAAUAACUGCUAUCUUUCUACAAACUCGCUUGUGGACGCGAUAGGCACUCGAUCGUGUUACAUAAAAAACCGAGCUACGAAACUGGAUCAAACUAACCCGACAACCUUUAGUAAAUUUUCAACUUUAACGCUCUCCUUUCUUGAUCUGUUUAUGCCCCAUCGUCGUUAUUCGAACUGCCGACCACAAAAUUCUGCACGGUAUAAUCACAUAAUUAAACAUGUCAUUUCUUGAGAGGCUCAGGCUGUCAUGCAUAUUGCACACGUUUGCGAAAGGUUACCAAGGUCACAAAUCCAAUUUCGGAUUUCACGUUCCUUUCGACUGCGAAAUCCAGCAAAUCUCGGAUCAGAAAUCUGUUUUUGAAUUCGCUUAAAGGAACACUGUCAACGCACCCUAAGUGAUCCACGUUCAACAUUUUUUAAAAUGUUGAACGUGAUAAAUCGUACGUGAAGGCCGGUUAAUGGUGGUCUACUCUGUGAGAGCGGUUGGAAGGUCAGUGGUUAGGUUGCCUGGUCCCUGGUCUCUCCACCGUCGUCACCGUCCGACAGCGGUCGACAGGGAUGUGAGAAGUUCAGGAAAAAGCAAAGUAUUCACCAUUUUCACACAGACCAUAAAGCACCUUGUUUACCCCCCAAAACUUGGCAUAACCAUUGUUUUCGAUUUCUCUUGGAACGACUGUAUUAAAAAUACCCUGGAGAAUUUGAAAACAAUGGUUAUGCAAAAUUCUGAGGGGGAAAACAAGGUGCAUUAUGGUCUAUAUGAAAGUAGUGAUUACAAGAGAUGUAAAGUGUGCGUAAAAUUAAACUAUUUGACGGACAACCUAGUUCCAAGGUCUCCCGGGAGUUGUGCGGGGUUACGUAAAUGAAGACUAUGCAAUGGGCCAACGCGACGCGCUCAGGAGAGUCCACUGAGACUCUCUGAAGAGAGAACAUUACUUCUUUUUGGCAUGCAGACUGGUGAUAAGUAAGCCAAACCACCAUUCUUUGUCGCAUAUUCUCAGCUUUGCCAUCACUGUCGCAAUUUGGUCGAAGGAGGUUGUCGCUUGUCGCGAUUUCAUUUUAGGCUCUGUCACUACUUUUUGGGUACAAUACAAUACAAUACAAUGUUCUUUAUUUUGAGAGGGUAGAUAUACAUGAUUAACCCAGUUAAGAGUUUUCUAACACAUGGCCCUCUAAAUGUCACUUGUCGGAAUUUACCCUGGCAGGGCCUCAGGUGUAGGAAAGGUGCUGAAAAAAGAGUUAGGAUACAGUGCGAGCCAGCGAGCCAUGCGAAAGAAAAAUAGAAAAAAAUAGAAAAAGCAAUAAAAAGAAAAAAACAACCGAAAGCUAACCAUUGUAAAUCAUUGUUUAAUGCCAAAAAGCGCUGUAAACCCUAAUCAGUCAAAGUAGAUCAAUACUGCGUGAUUCUGCAAAUAUUCUAUCAGCAAAACCUCGAAACUGAGCAGGAAACAUUUUUCAUGCAUUUUCAAUUUCAUAAAACUCUAGUUUUCCCAUGGCUCACAGAUAAUUUGUCUGGACCCCGAAAAAAGUAGGUCAUAAAGUUGUGACAAAUCGAAUCAGUUCUAGCCAUUGCAUGAAAGGUAGCUUCACAGUAAUAUUUCUCUCCCCAUACUGAAAAGGAGCUCACUCAAAGGGAAGAACAGGCGGAUUUCUAGGUCCAGUCUCCAGCCAUUGAUGUUGAAAUAUGCCCGCGCUGUACUCCCUAUCCAAAGGCUAGGCGCAUGGGCUGAUCGAGCUAUUGCUAAAAUUGACCAAUCAGAGGCUAGCCCACUGAAUUUUGAUUUUCAAACAUGAAAUAACCAAAAAGGUUAAGAGAAUGUUAUGUUGUUGCUCUAAGUUAAUUAAAAGAACUUUACAUUACUUGACCUGAAAUUUAGUUUUGGAAAAUUUCAGUGAAAUAGAACUCAGAACAUCCAUCAGGACAAUCAUGGUAACCCCGGCCCUUCUUUCUAUUACAUUUAUAUAUAAUUAUUAAAAAUUUCCUUGCCUUUCUACAUUGUACAAUACUGUAGAAAGUUUCAUCAGGAGUCUAGGGAAACAAGUCUAUAUUAAUGCAGGGUUGAAUUGGUAAUAUUGCUAUUCUUUGUCUUUGUAGCACCUGAAAUAUUUGCUACAGCUCGCGAGGAAACACAAGGAUAUUCAUUUGGUGUUGACUGGUGGAGUUUAGGUGUUUGUAUCUAUGAAAUACUUAGAGCGAAGGUAAGCAGAUGAUCAGGUGCAAUGUUUCAUCACCAGAUGAAACACUGAGAAGAGAGUUGAGAAUACUGUACAACGCACAGUAGAGUAUUUUUAACAAACUUUGAGGGGUAUCAUCUGGUGAUGAAACACUGUGUUGAAUGCUUGAUAUUACUUCUCAAAGAAAAUGAUUUUAGAAAGAGAAAUUAAGGAUGCAAAAAUGAGGAUCAUUAAACAUUAAUUUCCAUUGAAUUUUCUUUAUAAAAUAUUAAUGAGUUUGAGAAUAAAAAUUCCAGUAGCAGGAGAAUAUUUUGAAAGAGGCUCCACGUCUGAGCAAAAAAUAGUCAUAGGCUACCAAACGUUAGCCAGAGAAUUGCCAUCCUUAAAGAAAUGCCAAGCAGAGUAGCCGGCCCAUACUAACCAAGCAUGCCGCAAUUUUGCCAGCAGCUGGCUACUUUUGAGAGCCCUGUAGUAGACUUUUAAUCUACCAGUUACUCAUUAACUCGUUAAGCCUCAAUAUUAACAUACACAUUUUUCACACUGAUAUCUUAAAUAAAUAAUUACUUUAGAGAGUGAUAAAAGAUCAAAGCAUUUCCCCUUUGCUGUUCAUUCAAUCACUUCUGAUAACCUCUUCUCUUUUUUAUUUAUUGUUAUAAUGAAUAUUGUUAGGAGAAAUUUGAUGUUGGUCACUCUUGGGAAUUAAAGGGCUAAUACCUUGUUAAGUAUGCAACAUGGACUCAGUCCCUGUACAUGGCUGCGCGGAAAUACAAAAUUUCUCAUCUAGUGUUGAAAAAUACUUCUUCAACACAAGAAGAGAAAUUUUGUAUCUCCAAGCGGCCAUGUAAUGUUCUGUUUAUUAUAUAAACACCAAUGAAAUACCAAACCAUUUCACUUUUAACAGAUUUUCGUUGUGAAAGGCGCGAUUUAUUAUGUAGCCAUAGCAAUGGUCAUCUUUUCCCGUGUGAAGAUAUCAUGUUUUCACAUGAAAGCUCACCUGGUAUGUCAUUGGUGUUUAUAUAGAAAGAUAGUUUAAUAUAUGAAUAUAAAUACUAAUAAUAAUAACAUUGAACUUGUUAUUUAAUAACACUGAAUAUUGCUUUUUAACUUACUUCAUUCCAGAGACCUUAUGAGAUUCAUGCCAACACAGGCCUUUCUGAUGUCCGGCAAAUAUUUGCCUCAGAAUCAAUCCAUUACCCAUCUUCUUGGUCAAGAGAAAUGAUACAUGUCCUCCACAGAGUAGGUUCAGUACUGUUCCCUAGAGUUUAGUUUUGGCACUUUAUUAAUUAACCCAUUCGCCCCUGAGCCGCCUGUAACUGCCUGUGCAGAUCCACGUCCUUUCUACUGCUUGUGAUGUCAUCAGUUUUCAUGGUCAAGGACAACUUUGUCCGCUAACUUGUGCAGAGUGAAGAGAUCUUUCGAACCAUACCAAACUCAACUGGCCUGUUGGACUGAAUCCUACUCGUUUGAGUAGGAUUCACACUCAAAUCCCUUCUCAUCCCGCUGCACAAGUUAGGUGUCAAAGUUUUGCCGUAUGUUAAAAUAAUGAUUUACAAGCGGUACUAGGGAGCUGGUUCCAAGCAGGCAGGCAAUUCCAUGCUAUUGAGGAGUGAAUGUGUUAGUUGAUGGUAUGUUCUAAUAAUAACUAUUGUUUCCAAAUACAGCUUCUUCAACAUGAUCCUACUAAAAGACUUGACACUAUAGAGGCGCUGAAGCAAGAAAGUCUCAUGGCAGAUGUUGACUGGGAGGCUGUAGAAGCUGUUAAUGUCCAACCUUCCUUUGUACCCCCGGUAAGCUGUUUCAGCCAUUUCAGUGGUUCAGUCCGCCAACCUCCCCUUAUCAACCUCCCAAAAUUUGAAGAGUUUGUGGUUGCUUACAGGAGCUGAUGGCUAACAAGAGUUGAAAUACAUCCGAGGUCUUUUAUGAGGAGAAGUCCAGACUCAUCUACUUUUUGGAGAGAAUGUAUUGCAUGCAAUUUUUAGGCUACAAUUUAUUAUAUUAUGAAAAAAAUCCAUGUUGUUAGUUUGACCAGUUGAUAUGAAAGGUCUGAGACAUUUUAGAGGUAGGAUCAAUGGGUAUGACCUUACAUUGUCAGGGCUGUCAAAAAGUUUUUAAGUGGCAGGCUGAUAAUGAAUAGUAGGUGGCUUUGGAACUCGCACCAAAGGCACAAGUUCUUGAGGGCCGAGGCAUCUAGGGACAUUUUGGAAUUUAGAGUCUCGGAAAUGCCAUUUCCAGGGGUUUUCAAGAGGUAUUUUUCCACCGUGGACACCAUGUUGCUACAUCAGAAUACACACAAGACUGCGAACAAUGUCGCCGCAAUGUUCGAAUGUUUCACAGAUCUAAACCUGUUUAAAUACACGAUCAAUGUCAUUCAUAAUCAUUAUUCAAUGGUACUUAUUUUUCGACUUCAUUGUACUUCUGGAAUGCUGCUCCCUCACCCCCAAAUCAACCCCUGAGGCUGUUAAAAAAUAUAUAUUAUUUGUAUCUUAUAAUUUAUUCAUCGAUUAAGAUGUAUUUUUGGUCCUUCCUCGGGGCUGUCAUUAAGUUUUGAAGCAGCUGUAGCAAAUGAAGAUUCACCCGUAACAUCUCACAAAAACUUGUAGUGCCACCUUAAUGGCCUUCCACUUUGAUCACCCGUAGCAUCAAGUGAGCUCAACCGUAACAGGUGUUACAGGUUACAGCCCUUGAUGACAGCUCUGCUUCCUCUUGGAGAUUUAUAAUUUUAAUAGUGAAUUAUUAUUUCUUAAAAAUUGAUUUAUUAGAAGGACCACUUGAACUGUGAUCCAACCUAUGAGCUGGAAGAAAUGAUCAUAGAAACCAAACCACUUCACAAGAAGAAGAAGAGGCUAAAAAAAUUGUCCAGCAAAGUUGUAAGUAAGAAUUUAUGAAUAAUUAAGUUGUGAGUAAGAAAAGUAAAAAAAAAAAGAAAAGAAAAAAAGUAAAGAGCCUAGAAGAAGUUUCCCAGGUGGCUUGGCCUGCCUCGCAUUGCCCAGUCACUCACAUCAUAGGCUGAGUGUCUUACAGUAAACUCGUAUAGUAGCUGCUAGUGGCAUUCAUGUCUUCCUAGCUUACUGUUAACAUGUUACUCUUAACAUGUCUGUUGAACUCUCAUCUGUGACACAUGUCAUUUUAUUUUCAAGAAUUCAAAACUUUGACUUUGUAUCUGUUAUAAGUUACUGUAACCAGUAAAAACUGUUCUGUUUUCAGACUGUCCAACUUGAAUCACUGAGGAAUCAUGUGAGCUACUAGCUGGUUCUGGGGGCAUUUGCCCCUAGAAACUUUUGAAAUCUUGAAGCUCUGAAAUGCCAUUUUCUACAAUGAAGUCUUCUAAGAGUACAAUUUUUGUCUAAACCGAUUGCCAUUUUUAUGCCUAUUUUAUUUGCGUGCCUCCAUGUACAAUAAAGUACUUGAUUUUAGAGUAUUCUGGAUAUCAGGAGUGUACUCUGUUAGGUGUUCUUGUAUAAGUGUCAUAAGGAUCCAUUUGAAAAUUUCAGAACAGAUGUUUAAGUCUGACUUUUUUCUAUCCUGAUCACAUAUAUUUGUCAGGAUUUGGGAUUUUCAAGCAAAAUCAGGAUGGUUGGACAGUUUGUGUUCUGGAAGCAUUUGCUGACAUGUCACGUGCAUGCAAGGAGAUAACAUUGGCCGAAUUUAUACCAGAGACAAAUUGUCCAUCUGAGAAGGGUAAAUCAUCUAGGUAUAAAUCCGGUGUUCAGCAAAAUUUUGGCCCCAAAUUUGUCUCGUCAGUCAGCACAUCUACAAGACGUGCUGCGAGACAAAGACAAGAAGUGAAGAUGAAUUUAGCACCAGAAUUUCUCAGAUGCAUAAUUUGUCCUAGAUGGAUGAUUAGUAUAAAUUCAGCUAUUUUUAUAUAACACCUGCCUGUAGUUUUGAAUUGCCUGAGAAGUUAUCAACAGUAUUUUUAACCCUGAAAGAACCGAAAGAAAAAAAACACACCUUAAGGCUAACAUAUUUGAGGAUCUUUACCUUUUAAAAGUUAUUUCAACAGCAGUAUGCUUAUUGUGGAUGGUCUCAUUGAAAUUGUUUCUUUUUAGGAAAGUGAUGAAGAAAAGGACCCAGCACAAAUUUGUUUAGAACAAAUUAAGAAAGACUUCAAGAUUUAUAACAGGGAAAAGUGA